AUGGGUUUGUUAUCAUUGGGUGAACCACUCAAUCAUUUGGAGACCAAGAAAUAUGCAGAACAUGUGCGACGACACGGAAUCAAACAGUUUAUUAAUAUCUAUAAUAAAAACAAGAAUCGUAUCGACCGGUGCUUCAAAUGGGGCGAUGAGAUCGAGUAUAUGGUCGUCAAGUUUGACCAUAAAUACAAAAAGUCAAGACUAGUGUUAAGAACUGAUCAAUUGUUGGCUGCAAUGUCUGAAAGAGAGAAACGGGAAGGCAGUGGUCGACAGGUUUUAUGGACACCUGAAUACGGAUCGUAUAUGAUUGAGGCCACACCUGGACAACCGUACGGCCAACUAAAUACCGAAAACAAUGAUAACAAUACUAAUGCAAGUGAUACGACCAAUAGGAUGUCCCAUUUGUUUAACAAUGUUGAGGAAAAUAUGAAACUUAGGCGCCGGGAGAUGCGACAGUUGCUCAAUGAGGACGAAAAAUUGAUGUGCAUUACAAGUUAUCCCCGAUUGGGUUAUCCGGAUUCUUCCUAUCCAUACUAUCCACCCGAUCCACUGAAUAGUACAACUAGAAGUAUAUUUGUAUCGGAUAUGUUAACUAAUCAGAUGCACCCGCGAUAUAUAACAACCGGUAGAAACAUACGGGAACGUCGCGGUAGUAAAGUUAUCAGUAAUGUCCCGAUAUUUAAGGACAAGUAUACUCCCGAUCCGUUUAUCGAAAUGUUUGACGACCCGGAGUCGAAUAGGGCUGCAAAAGUUGAUCAUAUUUUUAUGGAUGCCUCGCUGUUUGGAUCGGGAUGUUGUUGUUUGCAGGUAACACUUCAAGCAACUAAUAUGGACGAAGCCAUGUUAUUAUACGAUCAAUUGGCACCCAUGACACCCGUAAUGCUGGCAUUGAGCGCAUCGGCGCCUAUAUUUCGGGGCUAUCUUAUCGAUAGAGACUGUCGUUACGAUAUAAUAUGCGACGUCAAAGACGAUCGUACGGCUGAAGAAUCGGGCGAAAGACCAUUGAAGACGACAAAUGAGUACAGAAUAUAUAAAUCUCGUUAUUCUACUAUUAAUACAUAUCUGAGCGAUGAAAAUGGCAAAUAUAAUGACAACCGAAUAGUUUAUAACCAAAAAUAUUACAAUGAAAUGAUUGAAUCGGGCGUUUGUCCACUACUAGCCCAACACAUUGCUUAUGUAUUUCUAAGAGAUCCGACAAUAGUCUAUAGAGAACUAUUGAAUCAAAACUUAGAUACAGAUACCGAUCAUUUUGAAAAUAUUCAGUCAACUAAUUGGCAAUCAUUGCGAUUCAAACCGCCGCCACUAUCCCAGCCAUCGAUCGGCUGGAGAGUAGAGUUUCGGCCGAUGGAAAUACAAAUGACUGACUUUGAAAAUGCCGCUUACAGUGUGUUUGUUAUAUUGAUGACCAGGGUCAUAUUGCACUAUCAUCUCAAUCUGGUCAUACCUAUAUCUAAGAUUGACGAAAAUAUGACAAUUGCACAGAAAAGAGAUUCAAUUAAUAGAUGCAAAUUGUGGUUCAGAAAAGAUAUUUUCAGUAAAACUGAUAUCAAAAAUACUAAUAAUAAUAAUAAUAACGAAGAGUAUAUUCAAAUGUCUUUAAAUGAGAUAAUCAAUGGUUACGCAAAUGUUUUUCCCGGUUUAGUGCCGUUAAUGCGUGAAUAUAUCGAUAGUAUAGACUUGGAUGUCCAAACCUAUCAAAAAAUUCAACAAUAUAUUCAAUUGAUUAGCGACAGAGCUAGUGGUCGACUCAAGACAACUGCCCAAUGGAUCCGAGAUUUUGUCCGCAAACACAAUGACUACAAACAGGAUUCAGUGAUUACCGAAACAAUUACUUACGACUUAUUGAUGGCUAUGAAUGACAUUCAAAACAAUGAUUUAUCGACUGAAGAAGUUAUUAAAACUUAUAUUUUUUAA
This is a messenger RNA of Oppia nitens, 1911 nucleotides long. RefSeq names its product glutamate--cysteine ligase-like. The record is from RefSeq and is a predicted model, not a curated record. Gene Ontology annotation, cellular component: glutamate-cysteine ligase complex. Gene Ontology annotation, molecular function: glutamate-cysteine ligase activity. The coding region runs from base 1 to 1911 and encodes 636 amino acids. NCBI's taxonomy places the organism in Eukaryota, Metazoa, Arthropoda, Arachnida, Sarcoptiformes, Oppiidae. The transcript is spliced from 4 exons. Gene Ontology annotation, biological process: glutathione biosynthetic process.